This is a messenger RNA of Archocentrus centrarchus (flier cichlid), 2940 nucleotides long. It is a transcript of the gene upf3b, whose product is annotated as UPF3B regulator of nonsense mediated mRNA decay. Gene Ontology annotation, cellular component: nucleolus; cytoplasm. Lineage: Eukaryota; Metazoa; Chordata; Actinopteri; Cichliformes; Cichlidae. Gene Ontology annotation, biological process: nuclear-transcribed mRNA catabolic process, nonsense-mediated decay; positive regulation of translation. The transcript has 10 exons. Gene Ontology annotation, molecular function: mRNA binding. The record is from RefSeq and is a predicted model, not a curated record. Bases 277 to 1665 code for a protein of 462 amino acids.
UCUUUUAUAAUGGCACAAAGUAACGAAUGAUAAUAAUUCCUGUCCGGUACAAACGGAUUAUAAAUAUUAACAAAAAAAUCUAAUUAAUUUGAUGAACCGCGAUUGUUUUUUAUCUACAGCGACCCCACCCGGCGGUGAUACUGAAGCGCAGCUCCAAUCGUCAAGGAAGGAAGUUCCAGUUAGUUCGUUCACUAGCAGCGGCUAACUCGCUGAAAGGUAAACAAGUCUGCUGAAUGAGAUGAGACCCAAAUUCGGCAUAAAGUAGCUUUUUCAGCAAUGAAAGAAGACAAAGAAAACACUCGACCGAAGGAGAAAAAAGUGGAGAUAAAGUGUGAAGAUGGAGAAAAGACUGAGAAGUCCAAGGAAAAGAAGGAGGCCAUGACAAAGAUUGUGAUCAGACGAUUACCACCAAGUCUGACCAGAGAGGAGCUGGAGGAGCAGCUGCAGCCGCUCCCAGAGGUGGACUACCUGGAGUUCUUCUCUAACGACACCAGCCUUUACCCUCACCUGUUCGCAAGGGCUUAUAUCAACUUCAGAAAGCAAGAGGAUAUAGUCCUCUUCAGAGAUCGCUUUGAUGGAUAUGUAUUCAUUGACAGCAAAGGUCAGGAAUAUCCUGCCAUUGUGGAGUUUGCACCUUUUCAAAAAACUGCCAAGAAAAGAAGUAAGAAAAAGGAUGCAAAAUGUGGAACGAUUGUCGAAGAUCCCGAUUACAAGAAAUUCCUUGAAUUUUACAAUGGGGAUGAAGAGAAGCUGACAUCCACGCCUGAGACCCUGUUGGAGGAGAUUGAGGCUAAAUCAAAGGAACUCACUGGUAAAAAAACAACUCCUCUGCUGGACUUCCUGAAGAAUAAACAGAGACUCAGGGAGGAGAAGAAAGAAGAGAGAAGAAGGAGGGAACUUGAGCGCAAACGUCUGCGCGAUGAGGAGCGUCGCAAGUGGAGGGAGGAGGAGAGGAGGAAACGCAAAGAGGCAGAGAAGAUGAAGAAGCUUGAGAAACCGCUGGAGAAAGACAAGGACCAUGUUAAAGAAGAGCCAAAGAUAAAGCUCCUGAAGAAGCCAGACAGAGGUGAAGAAGGAGAACCUGAGAAGCCAAAGGAGAAGCUCAAGAAAUCAGAGAAGCCAAAUAAAGAGGACAGAUCCAUGGGGAGUGCUGAUCAUAAGAGACGUCAGAACUUCGAAAACAAGGAAGAUCGAGGAAAGAAGGGGGAUGAUGACGGGCGGAAGGAGUUUAGGGAGCGCGACACAGAUCGAGACAGAGAGCGCGACCGAGAGCGUGAGAAGGAGCGGCGGCAGAAAGAGAGAGAGCGCCUGAAGCGACAGGACGAGGAACGGCGGAGAAGGAGGGAACUGCAGGAUGGAGAGAACUCAUCCAAAAAGCGCGAGGAGCAGGUUAAAAAAGAUAAAGCCUCUGAGAAAAAGAAAGGUGAAAAUGUUGCAGACUCCCCACACAGUGAGAAGCCAGAGAAGCCUGCUAAAGACAACAAGAAAGACGAGGGUGGGAAAAGAGAGCGGCUACGAAAUAAGGACCGGCCUGCUAUUCAGCUGUACCAGCCAGGCGCCAGAAGCCGUAACCGCACUGCAGGAGGAGGAGGAGCUGAAUCCCACUCUGCCGACAGGAAGCCAGAGACCGAGGCUAAGAAAGUGGCUGAGAAAGGAGAUGACUGAGCAGAUUUCUACCUGCAGCAUUUUUAAGUUUGGCGAGGAGAGAGGAGACAGGCCUGUGGGGCUCAGAGCAGCAGUGUGGCGUCUCGGGGCCACAAGCAGCGCUGCAUUGGGGUCUCCCGGUCUCAGAGGCAGAGGUGUGAUUGUGGGAACCUCUUAGUGCCUAAAUGUGACCCUGUUUAGUUUUAUUUGUUCAAAGAGGUAACCUGUGGAAAGAGUUUGGCUGUAGGGCACAUUAGUGAAGCCAAAGCUUUCUUGGACCACGUAAACUCAAAGUGACCUUACUUCAGUAAAGUUUCUCUGAUGGAAAACGUGCAGUAGGCACUUCAGACUUUAGCUUUCAGCUUGUCUUUCAUCUAAAUCUCACUCAAACUUUCCAAUCAGUCAGUAUGUCUACAUUGCCAAGCUCUACAGCCUAAUUACUACACUCUCUUUAAUUAAUUUUCUGUUGUAGCAGUGCCAUUUUCAGUUUGAAGUGUACACAUGAAAAUUACAUCUUUGGCUCAAUCCCAGCAUCCACACUCAUAGACUUUGAGGUGUGCUCCUGCUAAGUCUGUGAGGACUUACACUGGCAGACCUUGUAACUGUCAUUAAGCCAGUUUUCUGCAGAUUUUACCUCCACAGUUCAGUGUUGUGUUAGGAAAAAAAAAAACAGGAAGUUAGAGGAGCAGCUACCCAGAACUUCAGAGAUAUGCAAAAAUAUUGAGCAUAUGCUUUAUUACAGUUUUUUCUAAACUUUUGCUUAAUGGUAUUUUGACUAAAACUGGAAAAUUAUAGUAAAUAUGAGUUUCCUCUCAUCCCCUCUAUAAGGCAGGAGUCUCGAACACAUGAGAUCAGACAAAAAUAUAAAAUAAACAGACCUAGCCCAUAAUAAUAGGAAACCUGUUCUGGCUUUAAGGUUCUUGAUGAUACCAUUUUGAGGCCUUUAUACUCACACAUUACUGCUGUGAGGGUUUCAUGUUUAGGGCUUGGAGUUAGUCUGCUUGGAUAGCUGUAUAAUCCAUAUGUACCAUAAACUUGUGGAAAUAAUCUGUACUUCUGUUAUCUGGGAUCAACUGUUUCAUUUCAUUGUGUCAUUGACAGAGGAGAAACAGCCAUUUCUGACUUGACUGGCAUGUGGAGUUAGAGCUGAGUUGACCAAUCUGUGGCCUUUCCUCUUUUUCUACUCUCAAACUGUCCUUGAAAUAUUCAUCUGUGAUGCUCUAAACUGAAUGCAGCAUGAAAACAUAUUACUGCUGGUGAUGUUAACAUACUGUAGCCUCUUGACUGGUAAUAAAA